AAAAGAAAAAGAAAAAGAAAAAGAAAAAGAAAAAGAAAAAAUCUGCUAUCCACAAGACGACCAUUAAAACCAGUUUUCUUAAAUUGCAGAGCUUUUGUGCAAAAUCAUCAUGCUUUUAAAAUUCAGCUGACCAAUUUUCGAUUAUUAUUAUUAUUACUAUCAUUAUUGCCUGCUCGCUGAUUUCCAUGGCUUCUCUUGUGGAAAUUGAGAGGUACAAUCUGAUACCACUCUCAGUGACUUGUCUAUGUGCUCGCCCCUGCCGUCCUUUAUCGAAGAAAACCCUAAUUCAUGCUCGACGAUGUUCGAAAUUAAACCUCAAGCUGGUCUUGAAUGGAUCCAAGGCUACGUUUCCGGUCAACGCAAACAGCAUUUCAGCGAUGCGCCACUUGGUUUCGGCCGUUGCCAGAUCUGAGCCAGAUAGGCUUGGCCAGGAAGACGUUAAAGAGGAAGUCGACAAUGGCUAUAAAUUACCGGAAAAAGAGGGAAUUGUCUCAGAGCCUCAACAGAAAGGGAGUCAGUUGAGGAAAAGAAUUGUUUUUGGGCUUGGGAUUGGAUUUUCUGCUGGAGGUGUUGUCUUGGCUGGAGGAUGGGUUUUCACUUUGGCCUUCGCAGCUAUUGUAUUUGUUGGUGCUCGUGAGUACUUUGAAUUGGUUAGAAGUCGUGGAAUUGCAGCAGGGAUGACACCUCCUCCUCGUUAUGCCUCACGAGUUUGCUCUGUUAUAUGUGCUGUCAUGCCUCUAAUUACCUUGUAUUUUGGUCAGAUUGACAUUCCAGUGACUUUUGCUGCUUUUGUUGUGGCAAUGUCAUUGCUUCUGCAAAGAGGGAAUCCUCGCUUUGCUCAGCUUAGUAGUACUAUGUUUGGGUUAUUUUAUUGCGGCUAUCUUCCUUGUUUCUGGGUCAAGCUUCGGUGUGGGUUGGCAGUCCCAGCCUUGAACACUAGUAAGAAUAUAUUUUUAAUCAUAAUUGGAAUAGGAGCAUUAUGGCCUGUUCUUUUUGGAGGCCAAGCUCAUUGGACUGUGGGCCUUGUGGCAACCCUGAUUUGUUUUAGCUGCAUCAUAGCUGCUGAUACGUUUGCUUUUAUAGGUGGCAAGGCAUUUGGGAGGACACCAUUAACUAGUAUUAGUCCAAAGAAGACAUGGGAAGGGACUAUUGCAGGCUUGGGUGGCUGUAUAGCAACUUCUGUGAUACUAUCAAAGAUUUUGUCCUGGCCAACAUCAUUGCUAAGUGCAAUAGCUUUUGGGUUUCUGAAUUUCUUUGGGUCAAUAUUUGGUGAUCUUACGGAAUCAAUGAUCAAACGAGAUGCAGGUGUCAAGGACUCUGGUUCUCUCAUACCUGGACACGGUGGAAUACUGGACCGAGUGGACAGCUACAUUUUCACGGGUGCACUUGCAUACUCAUUUGUCAAAACUUUCCUACCACUUUAUGGAGUUUGACGUGAAAACCAUUGACCAAUAGCAAGAAAAAAAUACGAAAGACUGAACUUUUUGAGUUUGCCUCAUUCUAGAAAGCUAAACCAGAAACGAGCAAAUACUUGAUUAAAGUUGGAGCAUCUAUGGGGCAGACAGAAAAGUUUUCUUCUAAAAAUCUCAUAGAAGGGCACUGAAGCUGCAUAAGCAACUCUACCAUGUUUGCCUGAUCAUCAAGUGCAAACACGUUAAUGCCUUGUUUUUAUCCUUUGUGGAAUUGCGUGAGGUCAAUUAUGCUUUGCUUGCUAAUCAGAUGUGGUGGUCCUCUGAGAUAACAUGGAUUAAUGAUGAUAACUACAGUUGAGGUAGAGCCUUUGUUGGCUGUGAACAUUUUAUUAUUUCAUGCGACAGCCCAUGUCAGCUUGCCAGUGUUAAUUUGCUAUACAUAUUGCUGUUCAAUCUUUGCUGCAAUAGUAAAUGCAAAGUCGAUUCAUUUUUUGCAA
Messenger RNA from Hevea brasiliensis (rubber tree), 1909 nucleotides. RefSeq names its product phosphatidate cytidylyltransferase 4, chloroplastic. Gene Ontology annotation, cellular component: membrane. Bases 186 to 1433 code for a protein of 415 amino acids. NCBI's taxonomy places the organism in Eukaryota, Viridiplantae, Streptophyta, Magnoliopsida, Malpighiales, Euphorbiaceae. The transcript has 7 exons. The record is from RefSeq and is a predicted model, not a curated record. Gene Ontology annotation, molecular function: transferase activity, transferring phosphorus-containing groups.